CCUCUCUCCUCCCACUUUUCCCCUCAAAAAACACCAAGAACGAGUUCGGCCAAGACACCCGAAUUGCUUCGCAAUUGAGCAAUGAAGGACCGGGGCUAGAAUUCGAGCAAUCGCUAAUUGAAUCCUGCCUUACAGAGCGCAGACUAUGUCAUGCACGAACGAGACAAAGAGUACGAUGGCGGAUACAAAAAAGAGGUCCACGAAGAAGCCCAAAUCCCAUAUGAUUCAGACUCCCUAUCGCAACAUGCCGUCAGAUCAGACCAAACGCACCGACAGCUAAGACCCAGACAUAUCCAACUUAUCGGUAUCGGAGGCACAAUUGGAACUGCUCUCUACGUGCAGAUUGGUAAGGGACUGCUCAAUGGUGGUCCUGGAAGUUUGUUCUUGGCCUUCACAAUCUGGUGUACCUUCAUCCUCGCCGUCACGAACGUUAGUGAAAUCCUCACAUACCCUGCCCCAAGCAACUCCUCCCCAAUGCAAACAAGCCCAAAGCAACUAACCCCUCCUCAAGUGCAUGAACGAAAUGGUGACUUAUCUGCCAAUUUCUUCGCCAUUUAUUCGUUUUGCUGGCCGCUAUGUCGACGAGGCUUUUGGUGUCGCAGCUGGGUAUAAUUUCUUCAUUUUCGAAGCUGCCUUGGUGCCCUUUGAAAUUGUGGCUUGCAAUGUCAUUAUCCAGUACUGGAGUGAUGCUGUUCCAGUUGGUGGGAUAAUUGCUAUCAUCAUCGUCCUAUAUGCCGUGAUCAAUCUAUUUGCUGUCCAGUGGUACGGCGAGAGUGAAUUUUGGUUGGCUCUUGGCAAAGUGCUGCUCAUUGUCGGACUUAUCAUCUUCACCUUCAUCACGAUGUUGGGAGGAAAUCCUAUAAACGAUCGGUUUGGCUUCCGGUACUGGAAAAAUCCGGGGGCCUUUUCUGCAUUGUACAGAGAAGGGAAUCUAGGUCGUUUCCUAGGCUUCUUGCAGUGUCUCAUCCAAGCGUCGUUCACCAUUGCUGGUCCUGAUUACGUCUCGAUGGCCGCAGGCGAAGCUGAGAAUCCUCGCAAAGUUAUGCCCAAAGCCUUCAACGGUGUCUUCUACCGUCUGACAGCUUUCUUCGUCCUCGGCAGUCUCGCAGUCGGUAUCCUCGUCCCACACAACGAUCAAACCCUCAAAGACGCUUUCGUCAAUGGCCUUCCUGGAGCUGCUGCAUCGCCAUACGUCGUAGCCAUGGACAGGCUGAAGAUCGUAAUCCUGCCAGAUAUCGUCAACGCUAUGGUUCUGGCAUCUGCUUUCUCCGCUGGAAACAGUUACGUAUACUGCGCAUCCCGAUCACUCUUCGGUCUUGCACUCGAAGGAAAAGCACCUAAGAUUCUGACCAAGUGCACCAAGAGCGGCGUCCCGAUUUACUGUGUUGGCGUCACUCUGGCUAUUGCUCUCUUGUCCUUCCUGCAGGUGUCUAACAACGCCGCUAAAGUCCUGAGUUGGUUCGUUUCGCUUGUAACUGCAAGCCAGCUGAUCAACUUCGCUGUUAUGGCAUUCACGUUCAUUAAGUGGAAGAAUGCUUGUGAUGCCCAGGGCUUCGAUAGAAAUCUCCUACCCCAUAAGAGUUUUUGGCAACCAUUCAGCGCUUGGUAUGCGUUUACUGGGUGUACAAUUAUGGCUUUCGUUGGAGGAUAUACUGUUUUCAUUGAUGACUUCUGGAACGUCCCUGACUUCCUCUUCUCCUACAUGAUGAUCGGUGUCUUCCCCGUCAUUUUUAUAUCAUGGAAGAUCACCAAGAAAACCAAAUGGCUCAAGCCUCAUGAAGUACAACUCCGUACUGCCGAGGUAGACGAAAUUGAGGAGUACACGAGGAAUUACGUGGAGAGGCCGCCGAAGACGAGGUGGCAUGGGUACUUGGAUAAGAUCUUUAGUGCGUAGGUCUGUAGAUUGGAAGAGCAGGGAGGCGUGGCGUGGUGUGAUGAGGAUGAGGUUGGUGGGGAAGGGUGAAAGUGCUCUGAGUUGAGGAAGCAAGUGCGUAAGUAGCUAGGCAACAUAGAUAGGUAUGGAUCGAUACGUAUAUACGAAGAACGAUCAUAAAUAAAUGCUAUUAAGUACUGUAUUUGCCCUGUCACUUUAUGAACGCGUACAUGCCUCUUUUCCCUGUCUGACCCAUGCAUACGAGCCAACCAAACCACAUUCACAUCCAUCUAGACGUUGCAGCCCGCUGUGAAGGGGUUGACAUCUCCAUGACGAGCUUAGAAUCCUGUGUAUUACGUCGCAAUAGACAGACGUGUCAGUACUUCCACAUUCAAAGACGUGUGGAAAUGGCAUAUACUAUUUUCCCCCUCGUGUUUGCAUACUACAUGUCCCACAAUAACACAGAGCAAAGAGUGACAGCUUCGGGGGAGAGAGAUGUAUGUGCAGAGGCAAUGGAUCGAUAACAUUACGGUGUGUGGCUUGGUCUUUCGACGCAGUGCCAUGACAAUCAUGAUGGGGAUUGAUGAUGGAGAAUGAGACAUGUUUCACAUCACAUGAGCCUGGAGGAGUGUACCAGAAAGUGUACCAGCAUAGUGG
Messenger RNA from Cadophora gregata, 2530 nucleotides. RefSeq lists its product as uncharacterized. Lineage: Eukaryota; Fungi; Ascomycota; Leotiomycetes; Helotiales; Ploettnerulaceae. Bases 515 to 1894 code for a protein of 459 amino acids. Gene Ontology annotation, biological process: amino acid transmembrane transport. Gene Ontology annotation, molecular function: amino acid transmembrane transporter activity. The record is from RefSeq and is a predicted model, not a curated record. Gene Ontology annotation, cellular component: membrane. The transcript has 3 exons.